AUGUCAAGAGGUGGGGAGCUGAGUCCUCUUGACAUACAUACCAUCGCAGAACACAGGUCACACCAUCACUUGAAUAGCGUGUCGUCUCACCACCCACUUCAGCCACCUGCGUGCGUGGACCCAUGGACGUCCUACAUUCCCACCUGUAGAGCUCUAUUCCGAUCUGGUCAGAUCCUCGAAGUCAAUCCCGAGGACAUCACUCCCCAAGGUGAUCGAAUUCCGUACCCAAGUAGACUGCUACAUGUCGUUCUACACAAGCUUCAGAACAAGAUGUAUCCGCUCCAUUUUGACGGCCUUGAUGCGCUGGGGACAGAUCACGACCCAUCAACUCCGGGAGGAUAUGAGCGUUGUGUUGCAUAG
Marasmius oreades (fairy-ring Marasmius) is the source of this 360-nucleotide messenger RNA. RefSeq lists its product as uncharacterized. The transcript has a single exon. Lineage: Eukaryota; Fungi; Basidiomycota; Agaricomycetes; Agaricales; Marasmiaceae. The record is from RefSeq and is a predicted model, not a curated record. The coding region runs from base 1 to 360 and encodes 119 amino acids.